CCCGGAGAACCCCGGCACCCGGCCGCCCGGCCCCGAAGACGCCGGCAGCGCCAUGGCGGCCGCCAAGCCCGGCGAGCUGAUGGGCAUCUGCUCCAGCUACCAGGCGGUGAUGCCGCACUUCGUGUGCCUGGCCGACGAGUUCCCGCAGCCCGUGCGGCCCGCCAAGCUGUCCAAGGGCAGGGGCCGCCUGCGGCGGCCGCGCCAGUCCCGCUUCAAGACGCAGCCGGUCACCUUCGACGAGAUCCAGGAGGUGGAGGAGGAGGGCGUGUCCCCCAUGGAGGAGGAGAAGGCCAAGAAGUCGUUCCUGCAGAGCCUGGAGUGCCUGCGCCGCAGCACGCAGAGCCUGUCGCUGCAGAGGGAGCAGCUCAGCAGCUGCAAACUGAGGAACAGCCUGGACUCCAGCGACUCCGACUCGGCCCUGUGAGGGGCGCCGCCCGCAGCGGGGACUCGCGCGCCUCCGCGGCCCGCCCGGGGGUCAGCGUGCGCACGCCGGGGGAGCCCGCGCCCCGCACCCCGGCACCCCCGAGGACCGGGGACCGCCGCCCCCGCGCGCGUGGACUCUCGCCCGGCUGCGAACUGGUCGGUGCGCCCCGCGCUGCCCUCGCUCUGGGCCGGAGCGCGCCCGGGGGCGCCAGGGAGGGGGGCGGCUUUCUUUGCCCUUGUAAAUGUUUAUUUUUUAACUCUUCCCAGUGUGAACUCUGCUGUGAGUGUGUGCGGGAAGGCACGCCCGCGCGGAGUCGGCCCGGGGUCGUCAGGGCUUCCUGGAGAGCCGCUCCUCGCCCUUGUCCGAUGGUUUGCAACUCCGAUUUUGCACAGCGCUCCACCGUGCCCCCCAGCGCACACCCGUUCACACUCACGCCAACACACUCUCGCUGAACACUU
Molecule: messenger RNA, 882 nt
Organism: Ceratotherium simum simum (southern white rhinoceros)
Lineage: Eukaryota; Metazoa; Chordata; Mammalia; Perissodactyla; Rhinocerotidae
Gene: C34H11orf96
Product: chromosome 34 C11orf96 homolog
Source: RefSeq, a predicted model, not a curated record